Molecule: messenger RNA, 1116 nt
Organism: Capronia epimyces CBS 606.96
Lineage: Eukaryota; Fungi; Ascomycota; Eurotiomycetes; Chaetothyriales; Herpotrichiellaceae
Exons: 2
Coding region: 1-1116 (371 amino acids)
Biological process (GO): protein N-linked glycosylation
Cellular component (GO): Golgi membrane; mannan polymerase complex
Molecular function (GO): alpha-1,6-mannosyltransferase activity
Source: RefSeq, a predicted model, not a curated record
AUGCAUUUCGCCCUACCUCCACGCAAAACAUCGCAUCCUCCCCCCUAUGCUCGUGGAAACAUCUCUGUCUCUGCGACCAACAGACGGCGGAAGCAGUUGCAGAUCCUCAGCUAUGCAGUCCUGGGACUCUUAACAUUCUACCUCUUCUUGAAGUUGGCGCUACACUCAAGCUCGGUGGGGGAUCACGAGGAUGGUCCAAGUAAGAUCGAAGGACAUCAGGAUAUCGUUCUGGUGACGGUGUUCGACAAUGAGACUAUGAGCGAAGAUUACAUGAAGAUGGUGAAGGUGAACCGGGAUGAUUACGCUGCUAGACACGGAUAUCAGAACUUCUACACCAACACCACCGCGUAUGCCAACCUCGUUCACCCUUCACCAUCGUCCUGGGCCAUGGUACCAGCUCUUCGACACGCAUUAACAGAACACCUCUCGAGCACUUUCUUCUGGUCAUUAUCUGCUGACGCCUUCAUCACCAACCCUUCACUCUCACUGGAGACACAUAUCCUCGAACCUCUAGAAUCACUCAUGCUGAAAGACGUUCCUGUGGUUCCUCCUGACUCCGUCAUCCAUACUUUCUCCCACCUCAGACCUUCUCGAACGCACCUGAUUCUAUCCCAAGAUGCCGAUAAUCUCGCUCAUACCUCGUUCAUCCUCCGCAACACAGCCUUUACACCUGCCACAACAGACAACUGGGCGCACUAUUUCCUGGACGCUUGGUUUGACCCGUUAUACCGUGCCUAUCUCUUCCAGAAAGCCGAGAACCAUGCGUUUGAGCAUCUUGUCCAAUGGCAUCCCACUAUACUGGCCAAAUUGGUACUGAUCGAGCAACGGCGCUUUAAUUCCUACAACUUUGCCAGUCCACCUGUUAGAGAUCAGGUGACAGGCGAGACACGCACCUACGAUAGUAUGUGGCAAGAGGGAGAUCUUGUGGUCAAUCUGAAAGGAUGCAGGGAGAGUGAGAAACGUGACUGCGAGGAAGAGAUGCGGCAUUACUUUUCCAAAUGGGAGCAAGAGGUUGAACGACUGGAUGGUAAGAAACCUGAACACCGUGUUGGUCCUCCCAAGCCGAAGCAACAACAGGUAAAGGAAGUCAAGGGGAAAGAUAGCAUGGGCAGUUGA